This is a messenger RNA of Theileria annulata, 999 nucleotides long. RefSeq lists its product as uncharacterized. The transcript is spliced from 5 exons. The coding region runs from base 1 to 999 and encodes 332 amino acids. Gene Ontology annotation, molecular function: mRNA binding; enzyme activator activity. NCBI's taxonomy places the organism in Eukaryota, Apicomplexa, Aconoidasida, Piroplasmida, Theileriidae. Gene Ontology annotation, biological process: deadenylation-dependent decapping of nuclear-transcribed mRNA; deadenylation-independent decapping of nuclear-transcribed mRNA; positive regulation of catalytic activity. Gene Ontology annotation, cellular component: P-body. The record is from RefSeq and is a predicted model, not a curated record.
AUGUUAGGAAAUAACUCAGAUUCCACAAUAAAUGAUCUAGACCUUAAUUGUUCAUCAAUUGAUGAAGUAAAACAAUUAAGAGGAAGAUUAAGCUUAAAAUUAUUGAUGACUUUGGACCCUUAUAUAGAAACAAUUCUACAUCAAACGCCUUUUGUUACUGGUUAUCAUAUGACUUCACAGGAUAAAUGGUCGAGGAUGGGAAUUGAAGGUUUUUUAUAUGUGGUAACGAGGACUAAGAGUCCUAAACAUAGCUUCAUUCUGGUUAAUAAAAAGUCAGAAAAUCAUCUCAUCGAGUACUUAACGCCAGAAUUUCAAAUGAAUUCCAGUGGGAAUUUUAUAUUUUAUCGCAGUUUAGAUAUUACGAAAAAUUUUCUGAAUAAUCUUCAAGGAUUAUGGUUUUUUGAUGAAAACGAGUGUAAAACAACGUACGAAAAGCUUGGUGAAAUUACCAACAGAAAGUCAACUCUAGAGUUCAAUUUCAACUCUAUAAAUUCACUAUGUAGUGAACUCAGUGAUUCAAAUGAUUUUGAUACAACCACUGAAUCCAAACCAGAUACUAGUGCAACAAGCCAAAUAAAAUCUAUUGGAUCAUUUAUACUUAAUGCUAUAAACUUUAAUAAAUCGAGUUCUAACUAUGAUGUUAAAACGGGCACUGAGCCAACAGGUGAUACAAUCAGUAUUACUAAAAAUAUCUUUAAAACUAAUGAAACAAGUAAAAAUGGAGAAGUGGAGAAGAAAGCGGAGAAAAUGGAAGUAGAGGGAAAGAAUGUUCACGGAAAACAACUAAUGAGUUUACUAAAACCAAAUAAAAACGAGGAAAAAUCGCCUAAAUUACAACCUAAAUCCGAACCAAAAUCGCCAGUAAACAAGGUUGCAUCACCUGAAAAUCAAACAAUAAAAGUAACAUACCAAAACUUAAAGAAAGCAGUUUCUGAAGUAGUACAAUCUGAGGAAUUCAUUUCACUAAUUUGGAAAAAAUUAAGUCAACACAAUCCAUAA